AUGUAUGGCUCUUUUACACAGGGUUCUCUUGUGAGCGGUACUUCCUGCUGCAAGUCUCUUCAUUUCUCAAUCGUUUACGACCCUCAGCCUCAAAUCCUUAACCCGAAGCCAAGACUCAGUUCCUUGAUUUCCCGGUGCCUGCGGGCUUUACAGCGUUCGAUGUUCACUGCGGGUUCUUCGCCAGGUUACUACAUGCUCUAUGCCCGCGUCUACCGUGCCCAGCAGCGUGCACUCGAGGAAGAUUUCAUGAUGACUACGCUGGUGACGAUCUCGGCUUCCUUGGGAAACCUUCUGAUCAAUCAGAUCGUCUGGUCCUGCGCCAUGGAUGUUGGCUACAGACUGAAGGCCGACAGAGAUGCAUAUGUCUUUCGAUGGUACACGCUCAUCACCUUGAUCAACACUCUCUUCAAUUUUGGGGUCAUCACGGCCACAUUCAGCAAGAAGCCGGACGACGCCUUGCAGCGAGUGCUCUACGAGGCAGCACUGGGAAACCAGAUGCUCGUGUUCGUCCGCGGCUCCUUGGUGAGCUAUGCAAUUUUUCCCGUGUUCUAUGGAUUGCUUUGGUUGAAGGGCCGCGUGAUGCUGCUCUGGGAGUAUCUGAGUUCUACCAGCAGAGAAUGGGCAAAGCUACGAUUCAAAGCUGAGCAGGCUUUCGAACCGCCAGAGUGGUGGCUGCAAUACGACUACGCCGCCAUCGUCGUGAUGAUGACAACCUCCUGCUUCUGCCUUUUCAUCCACGGCUCAGCGGCCGUCUGGGUCUUCACACUGGAUGUGGCAUGGGCUUUGGCGAUGGUUUUCAUCAACCAGUAUGUUUACUUGGCACUCAGCCGCGAGACGUACUUCUCAACAGACAGGUUGGAUGCCGUUGCGUCCCGUGCACAAGGGGUGCCAAUCGCUAUGCUUGGCGUUUGCAUUCUGCACUGGGCGCAACGUGCUGGAGACCCUCACGUUUUCCGCUUCUGCGUCUUCCUCGUGAUAGUUGGCUCCGUGAUUUUCACGGUUUCCUUGGAGAGGGAGACGAGGGUCUGCGAAAGAGAAAAUAGCCGCGACCAUGUCUGGUACGAAGGGAGGACCUACCAGGAGGCUGAGAGGGCGAUUGCCUUCAACUGGUGGAACGUGAACCCAGUCUAUUGUUUGCGUCAUAAGUAUGGGCUGCUGGAG
Molecule: messenger RNA, 1161 nt
Organism: Symbiodinium necroappetens
Lineage: Eukaryota; Dinophyceae; Suessiales; Symbiodiniaceae
Source: the annotation of a GenBank genome assembly